Cladophialophora psammophila CBS 110553 is the source of this 2271-nucleotide messenger RNA. RefSeq lists its product as uncharacterized. NCBI's taxonomy places the organism in Eukaryota, Fungi, Ascomycota, Eurotiomycetes, Chaetothyriales, Herpotrichiellaceae. The record is from RefSeq and is a predicted model, not a curated record. Bases 1 to 2271 code for a protein of 756 amino acids. The transcript has a single exon.
AUGGCCGCUUAUCGCCUCGCGGAGUAUCUUGAUCGGCAGCAACAGCGUUCGAACUCAUCAGGAUCCAGUCCCACCGUCGCAGCAAGCAAGCGGGUGACCAUGCCGAGCUUCGAAAUCCGUGGCGAGCGUGUUAACUACAUGGAAUUAAUGCGCUACUUCCGGCGGAAGAAGAUCAGCGAUCCCGUGAGCUGGGUCAAGGAGCACCAGGACGAAUUGGACUUGAGCGAGGACGUCGUCGUCGUAGAUGCUGACCCUACUGCUGAAGGUGAAGCCAGAUCCUCCGAGGAUGAUGGAGACACCUCUGAGCGCGACCACAGAGAGAUUCAACGUCUGAUGGCGGCGGAUCUAACAGGCCUAGAAGAUGUCUCCUCGGACACCUCCCACAUUACUCACCAGAUUUCGAAUGUGCGCUGCCUCGACGACCAAUACUCCACAUUGAUGGGAGCCGUGCAUCACGCCGAGAUCAGGAGCCCCUCCCUCUCAGUGCCAGCAUUCCUUCGGCCACAGACAUCCUACGCUCUCGAGCAACUAAAUUACAGCAUGAUGACUUACAUGAGGUCAUAUCUUGUGUCUCCCGUCUCAAAGAAACACCGGGAACCAGAAGUCCACGCUCACACCGUCCACGCGAUCUUUGCGUCCAAGAUGCAGGAUGGGAUUUCUCUUCUGGCCAACGUUUCCCCAAAUACAGCAAAGACAAAGUUAAGAGGACCCGAGCCAAAUGCCGCACAAGCGUUUACCAGCUUCGAAUACGGCUUCCAACUAAUCCACAAAAUCCUCACCGACCAUAGCCCCAUGUCUCUUGCACUGAUGCUCAGCAUAGUUUGCGAACUGGCCAAUCGUGCUGUCAAAACCGGGAUGAAGACUUCGGCUGUCGGGAUCCUUCUGGCCAAACUCCUCACCUACACACAUGACAUGGCGGCGACUGUUUUAGGCUCUGGUCACCCAUUGACCGUAUUCUUUGGCAUCUUGGAAGGGGAGUACAUCUGCCCAACAGUCUUGCCUUCUUCUGGAUCGCUACCUCUGGUGGAACUCAUUCUCGCCUCUCUCAAGCUAGCAGUCGCUCAGUUCAACAUUUCUUCCACUUCCAUCCCCGCCGACAAUUUGCAGAGAAUACAGGAUUGGAAACAACUCUACCUUCGUGAACGCCUCUGCGACGCUCUCUAUUACUGCGGCCCGACUUACCAAGUCAUCCGAUCGAGGAUGCGGAGCCAGCUCUUUUAUGAUCAGGAAGCAAGAUACGGGCCUACUGCCAGGAACGUAUUGUGGACGUUGACCAAUGUAGCGGACGACUGUCUGGCAAACGGCGAAAUCGAUCAAGCGAUCGGCCACUUCCAAGAAGCCCUUAAUAGAACAGAGGCUUUGACGGAAGGCUACGGGCGGGCGAAGACGAGCUUUGCGGCCCGAGAAGGGUUGGGAAGGUGCUGGGUGCGCAAGGCCGGAGAGGCAGAAGCGGAAGCACUCUGGCAACAGGAACAGAGUCGAAGCCCGAGCUCGGCUUGUUGUUCAUGUCAUUGCCAUUAUGCCGCCGAUUCGAAACCGGGCUCAUCACGCGGCAGUACUGACAACACGGGAACAUCGACGCCGACAUCAUCGGGGUCCUCGUUCUCAAGCACGACAUUGAAACCAUGUGGAAACAAGAAACCCCACGGCCCAAACCAGAAGCAGGAGCACCACCAAUAUAAAUCCCGCAGCCCACACCACCACGACUCUCCCUCGCACAGGCGCCUGCAACACCUCAGACGCGCGCACAUUUACUUCAAGGAGGCUGAGGACGAGGCGCGUCAAUACUUUGAAGCAUCAAGUCGACGAAUCACGCGGGUGAGUCUGCGCAGGCAGGAGGUUGUGGAACUGCUUGGGAUCGCGACGCCCGAGUCAAGCUCCUCCUCCGGGUCCGAAGACGAGGAGGUGUACAAUAUUAUGAGCGCAGACGUCAAUAACAACGUCCAUGUAUACCCCUCCCCACCCUUUCCUCUGACGGCGGCGGCGGCGGCGGCGGCAACGAACAUCAGUCUGGUGCUGGGCUACGCUUCGGACCUUGACUUUGAUGCCUCCUUGGCUGCCACUGCCACGGCGCCAGCAACGGGACUAGCCAUGACCAUGGCAACACCAACACAAACACAGGCAACGAUGGAAAUACCAACUGCCAGAGUAAAGCCACCACAACCACCGCCGCCUCCAAUGGUCACCGUCCCAACCAGCAUGCGCGGAUUUCGGCCACAACAGCGGCAGCAGCAGCAGCAUGUCCAGGUCCCCUUGUACGGGGCAAUCUAG